This is a messenger RNA of Knipowitschia caucasica, 2502 nucleotides long. Lineage: Eukaryota; Metazoa; Chordata; Actinopteri; Gobiiformes; Gobiidae. The record is from the annotation of a GenBank genome assembly.
AUGGAGGAUGUGGUUGAGAAUGGGGAGGGGGUGGAUUUAGUGGGAGUGGUGGGAGGGGGUUGGGUGGGUGUGGUUGUGGGUGGGGGUGAAGGGGGGGUGUGUGGGUGGGGUUAUGUGGGUGAUUGGUGGGUGGGUGGGUGUGUGGGGUUGUUGGUUGGGGUUGAUUUGAGUAUGUGGGGAGGGGGGGGUUUUUGGGGGGUGGGAGUUUGUGGGUGGGUGGUUUGGGGGUGUGGGGGGGUGGGUGGGGUUAGUGAUUUGUGUUUGGUUAGGUUGUGUUUGGGGGAUGGGUGGUUGGGGGUAGUUUGUGGGGUGUUGUGUUGUGGUGGGUGUGGUUGUAUGUGUGUUUUGGGGUGUGGGUUGAUGUUUGUGGGUGGGUGUUUGGGUGGUGGUGGGUGUUGGUUGUGGGUGGGUGGUUGGGGUUGGUGGGUUGGGUGUUUGGUGGGGUGGUGUGGGUUUGUGGUGGGGGUGUUGGGGUGGUGGGGUGGGGGUUGUGGGGGUGUGGUGGGUGGGGUGGUUGUGGUGUGUGGUUGUGGGUGUGGGUUGUGGGUGGGUGUUGGGUGUGUUGGGGUGUGGUGGUGGGUGUUGUGGUUUGUGGGUGGUUGUGGGUUGGGGUGGGUGUGGUGGGGUUGUGUUGGGGGGUGGGGGUUGGGUGUGUUGUGUGGGUGGGUGUUGUGGGGUGGGGGUGUGGGUUGUGGGGGGUGGGGGGUGUGUGGGUGUUGGUGGGGUUGUGGUGGGGUGGUUGGGGGUGGGUGGGGGUUGGUGUUGGGGUUGGGUGGUGGUGGUGGGGUGUGGGGUGUGGUGGGUGUGUUGUUGGGGUUUGGUGGGGGUUGGUGGGGUUGUUGGUGUGGGUGUGGGGGGUGUUGGUGGGGUGGGUGGGUGUUGGUGUUGGGUGGGUUGGGGGGUGGUGGGGUUGUGGUGGGGUGUGGUGGGGGGUGUUGGGUGGGUGGUUUGUUGUGGUUGUGGGUGUGGUGGGUUGGGUGUGGUUGGUGGGGUGUGGGGUGUGUGGUUGGGUGGGGGGUUGUUGUGGUGGUGUGGGGGUUGGUUGGUGGGUGGGUGUUGGGUUGGUGGUGGGUGGGUGGGUUGUGGGGUGGGUGGUUGUGGGUGUGGGGGGGUUGGUGGGUGGGGUGUUGGUUUGUGUGGGGGUGUGGGUGGGGUUGGUGUGUGGUGUUGGGGGUGGGGUGGGGGGGGUGUUGGUGUGGGGGGUGGUGGGGGGGUGGGGGGGUGGGGGUGUGGUGGGUGUUGGGUGGUGUGGUGGUUGUGGGUGGGUGUGGUUGGUGUGUUGGGUGGGUGGGGGGUGGUGGGGGUGUGGUUGGGUUGUGGUGGGGUUUGGGUUGGGGGUGGGGUGGUGGGUGGUGGGUGUGGGUUGGGGGGUGGGGUGGGUGUUGUGGGUGGGGUGGUUGUUGGGGUGUGGUUGUGGGGUGGUGUGGGGUGGGGGGUGGUGGGGGGGGGUGUGGUGUGGGGUGUUGGUGGUUGUGGGGGGGUGGGGUGGUGUGGGGUUGGUGGUGGUGUGGGGUGGUUGUGGGGGUGUGGUGUGGGGUGGGUUGGGGUGUGGGGGUGGGUGGGGGUGUGUGGGGUGUGGGGGUGGGUGGGUGGUGGGUUGGGGGGUGGGGGUGGUUGGGGGUGGGUGGGUUGGGGUGGGUGGUGGUUGUGGUGGGGUGUGGGGGGGUGGGGGGGUUGGGGGUGGGUGGGGGGGGGUGGGUUGGGGGUGUGGGGUGUGGGGGGGUGGGUGGGGGUGGGGUGGUGGUUGGGGGUGGGGUGGUGUGGGUUGGGUGGGGGUGGUGGGGGGUUGUGGGGUGUUGGGGGGGUUGUGGUGUGUGUGGGGUUGGUGGGUGUGUGGGGUGGUGGGUGUGGGGUUGGGGUGGUUUUGGGGUGGGUGGGGGUGGGGUUGUGGGGGGUGGGGGGUGGGGGGGUGUGGUGUGUUGGGUGGGGGUUGUGGUGUGGGGUGUUGGGGGGGGGUGGUGGGGGGGUGUGGGUGGUUGGUGGUGUGUGGGUGGGGUUUGUGGUGGGGGGUGUGGGUGUGGUGGGGUGGUGUGGGGUGGUGGGUUGGGUGGUGUUGGGGUGGGGGGGGGUGUGGUUGGGGUUGUGGUGGGGUGUGGGUGUGGUGGUGGUUUGUGUGGGGUUGGGGUGGUGGGUUGGUGUGGGGGUGGGUGGUUGGGUUGGUGUGGGUGUGUUGUUGGGUGGGUGGGGGGGGGGUGUUGGGUGUUGGGUGGGGUUGGGGGGUGGGUUUGUUGUGUUGGGUUUGGGUGGUUGUGGUUGGUUGUGUGGGGGUGGUGGGUGUGGGGGGUGGUGGUGGGGUGGGGGGCUGUGAGAUGGGGGGGGGGAUGGGAAAGGGGGGGAGGGGAGGGGGGGGGAGGGGGGGGGGCGCGGGGAGGGGGGGGGGGGGGGGGGGGUGGAGGGGGGGGGGGGGGGGGGGGGGGGGGGGGGGGAGGGGGGGGGGGGGGGGUUGGCGGGGGGGGGGGGGGGGCGGACACAGGGAAGGUGUGGGGGGGGGGGGGGGAAUAG